GUCACAUUUGUCUCUAUGCCAAAUUGGAAGCAUUCCACUCUCAUUGCCAAAGAUAAAUAUCACAUCACUUUUGAUCCUUGACAUGUCAAAGAACCCUAUCCCAUCUUCAAUUCCCAGCUGGUUGUUUAACCAUACCAGCCUCACAAAACUGAAUCUAAGCCGGACUUUUUUCGGUGGUUCCAUUAGUAAUUGGGAAUUGGCAAGCUUCAAAGAUCUGGAAGACCUUGACUUAUCUAGUAAUAGAUUUGAAGGUCCUAUUCCUAAACUCAUUGGGAAUUCCACCAAACUAAAGUUCAUAAAUCUUUUCUACAACAAAUUUGUGGGGGCAAUUCCAGAGAGUUUGCUUGGUUGUUCAGGCUGUACAAUUGAUAAACUAGAGCUCUUAGAUCUGUCUUAUAAUAUGCUGGAAUGCAAAUUACCUGUCUCCUUAGGCAUGCUGUAUAAUUUACAGUAUCUGAACCUUCAGUCCAACUCUUUUUGGGGCACAAUUCCAGAGUCUAUAGGAAACUUGUCAUCCUUGAAAACUCUAAAUCCCAAUUCAAACUCUUUUUGGGGCACAAUUCCAGAGUCUAUAGGGAACUUGUCGUCCUUGCAAACUCUAAACCUCAGUUAUAAUCAUAAGAAUGGGUCCAUUCCUAGAAGUUUGGGAGAACUCUCUCAGCUAGUUCACCUAGAUCUGUCACAUAAUUCCUGGGAAGGCAAUUUAUCAGAAUCCCAUUUCAAAAAUCUCACCAGGUUAAAGUCUUUGGUAGUAACCACAGAUAAACCUAUGUCUCUCAUUUUCAAUGUGUCUUAUCAGUGGCCUGCUCCUUUCAAGCUCUACACAAUUGACAUUAGAAAUUGUAGCAUAGGUCCUUCCUUUCCUGCAUGGCUUCAGUCUCAAACUGAACUACUGACUGCCACCCUUUCAAAUACUAACAUCUCAGAUUCCAUACCAGAGGAAUUGUUCUUGAAGUCAUGUGUCCAAAUCGAAUACUUGGAUUUAUCUUACAACCGAAUCCAUGGAAGGCUUCCAUUGCAAAUGACAUGUCCAAGUCUGUAUCAUAUAGAUUUGAGUCAUAACAGAUUUGCAGGUCCAUUUCCACUUUUGUCUGCCAAUUUAUCCCUCCUGAAUUUUGAGAGCAGUUUAUUUUCCGGGCUAAUUCCCUCACAGUUUGGUCAGCUGAUGCCUGAACUGAGAGAAUUGUAUCUUUCUGAAAAUCAAUUGAAUGGUACUAUUCCAGCCUCUAUGUGCAACAUGACAAACUUGGCAAUUCUUACAUUGAGAACAAAUCAGUUUUAUGGAGAAUUCCCUGAAGCUUGGAGCCUGUGGAGCAACAUACUGGUAAUAGAUGUUGGUUACAAUAAUCUCUCUGGUCAUAUUCCUAUCUCAAUGGGUGUUCCAAGCUCUAGAGCCAUAUUGAAGCUGAACAAUAACAACUUUGGGGGUACAUUUCCUUCUUUGAUAUUUGAGAAUUGCACAAAUUUGAAGAGUGUUGAUCUCGGAAGCAACAAAUUCAUUGGCGACCUGCCUUCAAUGAUGUCACAGAAUUGUUCAUCCUGCGGCUACGAUCCAACUUUUUCAGGGGGCAUAUACCCCAAUACUUGUGCCGUCUUCCCAUGCUUCAUGUCUUAGACCUUGGUGACAACAACUUUUCAGGG
Fragaria vesca subsp. vesca is the source of this 1641-nucleotide messenger RNA. RefSeq names its product receptor-like protein 12-like. The transcript has a single exon. The coding region runs from base 83 to 1615 and encodes 510 amino acids. NCBI's taxonomy places the organism in Eukaryota, Viridiplantae, Streptophyta, Magnoliopsida, Rosales, Rosaceae. The record is from RefSeq and is a predicted model, not a curated record. Gene Ontology annotation, molecular function: protein binding.